Lemur catta (Ring-tailed lemur) is the source of this 1606-nucleotide messenger RNA. It is a transcript of the gene RAB17, whose product is annotated as RAB17, member RAS oncogene family. Gene Ontology annotation, cellular component: endosome. Gene Ontology annotation, molecular function: GTPase activity; GTP binding. NCBI's taxonomy places the organism in Eukaryota, Metazoa, Chordata, Mammalia, Primates, Lemuridae. The record is from RefSeq and is a predicted model, not a curated record. The transcript has 6 exons. Bases 284 to 922 code for a protein of 212 amino acids.
CCUUUCCGGAAGGGAAGAGGCCUGACCUUGGGGCAGGGGGCAGGGCGGGCACCACCCAGGCGGAGGCUCCUGCAUUUGACUUCCUCUCUGAGGCUCUGUUUGCUGCUGGAGCAGAGCCUGCUCCUGUCCCUCCAGGGCCACUGCCCCGCCCGCCUGUAGAGGGAAGCAGACCUUUCCCCAGGCAGAAGGGAGGAGGACGGGAGACAGGUAGGGGCCCUGCAGGACUGUGCAAUGAUGACAGGCUGUCAGGCUCCCUGGAAGUGACCAGGCCUGGGGACAGGGCAUGGAGCAGGCGUGCGGGAGUCCCCGGCCCAGGGCGGGCCCUGGCCAGCCCCGCGUGUUCAAGCUGGUGCUGCUGGGCAGCGGCUCCGUGGGCAAGUCCAGCCUGGCCCUCCGGUACGUGAAGAACGACUUCAAGAGCAUCCUGCCCACCGUGGGAUGCGCCUUCUUCACAAAGGUGGUGGAGUUGGGAGCCUCGUCUCUGAAGUUCGAGAUCUGGGACACGGCUGGCCAGGAGAAGUACCACAGCGUCUGCCACCUCUACUUCCGGGGCGCCAAUGCUGCACUGCUGGUGUACGACGUCACCAAGAAGGAUUCCUUCCACCAGGCCCAGCAGUGGCUGAGGGACCUGGAGGAGGAGUUCCGCCCCGGAGAGGUCGUGGUGAUGCUGGUCGGCAACAAGACAGACCUCAGCGAGGAGCGGGAGGUCACGUUCGAGGAAGGGAAGGAGUUUGCUGAGCGCGAAAGGUUGCUGUUUAUGGAAACCUCGGCCAAACUGAACCACCAGGUGUCUGAGGUCUUCAGCGCCGUAGCCCGAGAGCUCUUGCAGAGAGACGACAGGGAGGGCCAGGCUCCGUGCAGGGACCCAGCUGUGGUUCUGAACGAGGGGCCCACGAGGCAGGCCAGAUGCUGUGCCCACUAGAAGCAGCCACUCCAGGGGGCUCAUCGGGAGGACACCCCCAGCCCACGCCAAGUCUUCAGGGUGGGCCCCUGCCAGCUCCGAGAAGAUUCUGAUUCACCGUUGACACUGGAUCAUUCCUGAGCCCUAGAGGGUCCUGAAAGUUGGCAUCCUUUACAAUAACCACUUCCCAAAGCCAGUGGGAAUCGUCCGGGCAGGAUCCAGGGUCAAGUGGCUCCCAGAAGAGUGUCGGCCCAGACACCACCUGAUUCCGGAAGCCUGUGCCUGUGCCAUCUGGACUGUCAUACUCUCAGCCGCUUCGCCCUGGGACACAGAGGAAUUAAACCGGGCGGAGAGGAAGCAAUGAUCAGAAAGAUAUUUCGAUCACCGUGAUGGUCGACAGACACCUUGGACCUGGCUUGGGCAGCGUACUGGCCCCGUGGCCGGGCCCACCUGCUUCUGGGAGGCGGGAGAGGCAGGAGCAGCCCAGAUGGCAGAGUGGGAGGCCCAGGGCAUCUGCAUCUCGGGACGGGCAGCUGGGGGUGGGGGACACAGUCCCCUCCCACUCUCUCCUCCUGGCUGCAAAUUUGAGAAAGCUAAGUUUCUGUCCAGUGGGUGUGAAGAUUCUGAGACUUUUAGCCUGAGAUGCAAGUUGUACCUCGUAUGCCUUUUUUUCCUCUAACAAUUAAACUGCUUUCAACAAUCUAA